Messenger RNA from Prorocentrum cordatum, 355 nucleotides. Lineage: Eukaryota; Dinophyceae; Prorocentrales; Prorocentraceae. The record is from the annotation of a GenBank genome assembly.
GUCACAGAUUUUGCAGAUGCCAUUGGAGAGGGCCGAGGAAUUAUCAAGGCUGUCAACAUCGUCGCUCCAGGCCGCCCGCUCGCCGACCACCACCUACAUCGUUUUGCACCGGGCGGGCUCGACGAACACGGCCUGUUCCAGACGAUCGGCUCCCAGGCACGCUACCUACGCACAGGCCGCGUCGCGAUGGCAUGGGCGACUUCGAAUAUCACCUUGCAGGCCAGCCCAGCCCCCAACCUCGACCUGAGCGUUGACGAGAUCGAGGGCGCCCCAGGCAUGCCAUCAGCGACCUGGCCAUUCUGGGCGCGCUACAUCGCGCGCGACGGGAGGAAGCUGCUCAACCUCAUUAGAGAUC